UUUAUCGAAAUUUAAAGUAAACUUAUUCUAUAUGAAUCUGUUGAUAAUUCUACAUGACUAUUAAUGUCUCUGUGGUAUAGUGCUUAAGUAAUUAAACACAGGGAGAACUUCACUUUUUUUACCCUUACAUGAUUGUUCAAAUCAAGUUCAGAAAUUUUAUACUCUUUAUCAUUCACAAAUAGAUGUACGUACAUGAGAUUUAAGGUUAUCACAGCGGUAGUUAUGGGCUAAAACGCUUUGUAGUCAGUUGAAAGUUAACCAACGUUUUGAAGGAACAUUCCCCUUCCAAUUUUGCUUUGCCUGGCUGCUUCAUGGUGGUUUCUUGCAUGGCUUACUCUUCAUCCCUGAAGAUGGAGGGAACAUAUUCCUCCAAAAUAUUAAUUGACUUUCAGUAUACUGUGUGACAUAUCCCACAAUAUUGAACUCUGAGAUAUACAGAUAAUUGAGUGGUCAGUCUAAGACACUAAAAGGAAUGGAUCCAGUAUUGAGCCUUGGCAGAUUCCAUGUUGAAGUUUACCCCAGUUAGAAUAAGCAUUUUUGUGAAAAUCUGGACAUCUGAUCACGACUUUUUAUUAUUUAUUCAUAAGAAUGGUCCAAGAGAGGUAGUUGCUGUAAAGUGUGUGGAAAGGAAAAGAUUGUCAAGAACAGCAGUGAACAACAUUGUGACAGAAAUCACAUUACUUAAACUGUUAAAACAUGAAAAUAUUGUGCAGAUGAAAGAUUUUCAGUGGGAUGAAAGAUAUAUUUUUAUUAUUAUGGAGUAUUGUGAACAUGGAGAUCUGUCACAUUUCAUACGCAAACGACGAAAGUUACCUGAAGCAACAUGCAAGAAGUUCUUGCAACAGCUUGCCUUAGCUUUGAAGUUUCUUAGAUCUCAUAAUGUGUGCCACAUGGAUCUUAAACCACAGAACUUACUACUAACCUCCACACCAAACCUGACGCUAAAAUUGGCUGAUUUUGGACUUGCCCAGUACUUGUCUGCAGAAGACCAGAACAGCUCUCUGAAAGGCUCUCCGCUUUAUAUGGCACCCGAGAUAAUAUUGAAGCAUGAGUAUAAUGCCCAAGUUGAUCUCUGGUCUGUUGGAGUUAUCAUGUAUGAAUGCCUUUUCGGAAGAGCUCCAUAUUCGUCAAAUGACUUCAAAGAGCUGGCUGAGAAGAUAAAACUGCAGAUUCCUAUUGAGGUUCCUCCUGGAUCACAAAUAUCAUCAUCUUGCAGAGACCUUUUGAUGUCUCUUUUGCAGCAUGAUCCAGAGAAAAGAAUAAAUUAUGAAGCUUUCUUCAAGCACAGUUUUCUAGAUUUAGAGCAUAUGCCAACACCUGAGUCAUAUCAGAAAGCUGUGGAUCUAGUAUGCAGUGCUGUCAGACAUGAUGCAGAGAAUAAUUAUCUAGAAGCUUUCACCCUCUAUAUUGAAUCAUUACAGUACUUCAUUCCAUUAGUUAAUGCUGAAAUGGAUGUCAAGAAGAAGGCUGCAAUGCGCAGCAAAGUAAAUGAAUACAUUAAACGUGCAGAGGACCUUAAAAGGAUAAUAUAUGCCAAGGAAGACAGUGGAGCAGGAGGCCAACUGCAAACUUACGAGAAAAUAAGAUUGGAUGCUACUGAGUUAAGUCAGUUAUGUAAUGCAACUCCUGCAAUAGCAGCAGCAUUAGAAAUUGGCUCUUCAGCAGAACAGUAUGUAUCAGAGGGUCAUUAUCAGAGUGCUCUAGAUAAAUUUCAGUCAUGUCUUGGCAUUUUGAUACCCUUGCUAAAUAAUGAACCAAAGGGACAUAGACGUGAUCUUCUUUACAACCAGAUUCAACUUUGGAUGACACAGGCUGAAAGUACAAAAGCACUGCUACAUGUUGCAGAUUUUAAAGAUGCUGUUAUUCCAGAUAACACAGGAUCUUGUCAUAUCCAUUGACUCCUCAAAAGCUGCGCAAAAUCUAGUCAAUAUCAUAAACAUCUACGAGUUUUAAAUUCUCAUUAUCUGUUGAUGAUACUGUGCUUUGCUAAUGUGUGCAUAUGGAUCACAACCAGCAGCAGAUUUAUUCUAGCAAGGAGGAGCUUCUCACAUUAUUGCUCUCCGUUGGCCUUGUUGUUAUUGUAGCUUAUUGUUAAAUCUCUGUUAUGAAUUGAACAAUUAUAAUCACAAAGGUACAAAUAUUAAAGAAAGAAGAAAAUAAACUCAUUUCAGAAAAUUCCUACAAACCAUUUUCUUAAACUGAGGGUGUUUGAGAACAAGGUGCUGAGGAUAAUAUUUGGACCAAAGAGGAAUGAGGUGGCAAGAGGAUGGACAAAACUGCACAACGAGGAGCUUCAUAACUUGAGCUCUUCUCCAAGUAUAAUUAGAGUGAUCAAGUCAAGGAGGAUGAGAUUGG
Cryptotermes secundus is the source of this 2355-nucleotide messenger RNA. It is a transcript of the gene Aduk, whose product is annotated as serine/threonine-protein kinase ULK3. Gene Ontology annotation, cellular component: autophagosome; cytoplasm. Lineage: Eukaryota; Metazoa; Arthropoda; Insecta; Blattodea; Kalotermitidae. Gene Ontology annotation, biological process: autophagy; peptidyl-serine phosphorylation; protein autophosphorylation. The record is from RefSeq and is a predicted model, not a curated record. The transcript is spliced from 8 exons. Gene Ontology annotation, molecular function: ATP binding; protein serine/threonine kinase activity. The coding region runs from base 504 to 1898 and encodes 464 amino acids.